UGUGCUUUGUAAGCUGUGGGUGUGACUCAAUUUCCUCACAGCCACAUAAAAAGGUUGCCACCCAAUCACUGUUUAUUUCUUUCUGUCCCAAACCCCUCCCCUUGGACUUUGGCUGAGAGACCCUAGGAGAGCCUGCCCUUUCUGGACUUUGCAAACUGACAUAUAAAAGCUGUUAGUUGCUCCUGUAACCAGCAGCAUUCAAAUCUUACAGGCUUUUGCGCUCUCAGAGCUUGUAACAAUCAUACUCCUCUUAGAAGAGUUCAUGCUACAACAUAACAAAGAAACUUACCUUGUUGGAGGAGCAGUGUAUUCAUUUUGGCAUUGUGCAGAGCAAAGCAAACCUGGAGGACUUCUCCAUCCCUGAAAAUGGUAAUGAUCUCUGCAGUCAACCUUGUGAUCCUUUUGUCCCUUCUCUGUGAAGCACGCACUAUCGUCUUACUAAAUUUCACUGACUCAUCUCUGCCAGCCAAUAACUUCUCUGAUAUUGAAGCCACCCUCAGCGUACCAGUACUGUCUGUGGAUAUCCCCAAAGCCAGGCGGAAGCGCUACAUUUCUCAGAAUGACAUGAUCGCCAUUCUUGAUUACCAUAAUCAAGUUCGGGGCAAAGUGUUCCCACCAGCAGCAAACAUGGAAUAUAUGGUCUGGGAUGAAAAUCUUGCAAAAUCAGCUGAGGCAUGGGCAGCAACUUGCAUUUGGGACCAUGGACCUUCUUACUUGCUGAGAUUUUUGGGUCAGAAUUUGUCUGUACGAACUGGAAGAUAUCGCUCUAUUCUCCAGUUGGUCAAACCAUGGUAUGAUGAAGUGAAAGAUUAUGCCUUUCCUUACCCUCAGGACUGCAACCCUCGGUGUCCUAUGCGCUGCUUUGGGCCCAUGUGCACUCAUUAUACACAGAUGGUUUGGGCCACUUCUAAUCGAAUAGGAUGUGCAAUUCACACCUGCCAAAACAUGAAUGUCUGGGGAUCUGUGUGGCAACGAGCAGUGUAUUUGGUCUGCAACUAUGCUCCAAAGGGCAACUGGAUUGGAGAAGCACCGUACAAAGUUGGAGUGCCAUGUUCAUCUUGUCCCCCGAGUUAUGGUGGAGCCUGUACUGACAAUCUGUGCUUUCCAGGGUUAACAACAAACUACCUGUACUGGUUUAAAUAAGCUUUUCUUUUUCCCCUCAGAGGGGAUAC
Rattus rattus (black rat) is the source of this 1172-nucleotide messenger RNA. It is a transcript of the gene Pi15, whose product is annotated as peptidase inhibitor 15. NCBI's taxonomy places the organism in Eukaryota, Metazoa, Chordata, Mammalia, Rodentia, Muridae. The transcript is spliced from 6 exons. Gene Ontology annotation, cellular component: extracellular region. The record is from RefSeq and is a predicted model, not a curated record. The coding region runs from base 367 to 1143 and encodes 258 amino acids.